CCCGGUGUGGUCAUCACUCAUUGCUACUUUGCUAGUGCAGAAUCAAAUCGAGUAAUCGACCAAGCUCCUUCAAGUAUUCCAAGACAAAGCCAUGGAUAAAUAUUACAAAAGAAAACGAAAUGAUGCAACUUCUGAUGGUUCUUCUGGACCUGAACAUGACCAAUUGGCAUUGGUUGUAGUUGAACAACCUACACAAAAUGAAGAACAACAGAGAGCAAAACCGGUCAUAUUUGAAGGCAUUGAGUUAUUGGAGCGAGAUCCCGCCUUACGCCCACAAAUUUGGCAAUAUCCAGAACAUGUGAGAGAUGAAGUACGAAGAGCUUAUAUGCAGCUAGGUCCUAUGCAGCCCAAACUAAAGAAGUACAAGCCUUCUGGACCACAAGGACAUCAAAGACGAUUUUCAGUUCAGUUGGUUCCAUCUAUUUCCAUCAUGGUUGGAGUAUUCCGAGAGUAGCGGACGUGCGUACUACUUCUUUUGCUUUCUCUGCAGCAAAAACAUCAAAAAAAGAAGUGGUUUUCAUGUCUUCACUGUGCUAGGUUUUGAUGGCUGGAAGAGAGUGAAUGAUGGAAAGAAGUGUGCCUUUUUAGCUCAUGUUGGAUCCGGACCUUGCUCACAGCACAACAACGCAGUGAGAGACUGCCAAGCUAUAUUGAAUCAGUCAAAUCACAUAGCAACCAUUAUAGAGGUGCAAAGCAACAAGGAUAAAGAAAGAGAUCGAUUAAGGCUGAGAACAUCAGUUGCAACCGUCAAGUGGCUAACAGUUCAAUCUUGUUCUUUUAGAGGCCAUGAUGAAACAGUUGGGUCAAGAAACAGAGGGAAUUACAUUGAAAUGUUGAAGCUUCUUGGAGAAUUCAAUCCUGAUAUUGCAGCUGUCAUUUUGGAGAAUGCUCCACGUUGUUCCAGCUACAUAUCUCACGAGAUUCAACAAGACAUCUUGAGUAUCUAUGCAAUGAAGGUUAGAGCUCAUAUCCGUCGUGAAAUUGGAGAUGCAAAGUUCUCUAUUCUAGUGGACGAAACAUGUGAUGUGGCAAAAAGAGAGCAAAUGGCAAUUGUUUUCAGAUUCGUUGAUAAAGAUGGAGUUUUACAAGAGCGCUUCUUUCAGCUGUUACAUGUAAGGAACACCAAAUCAUUAACACUAAAAGGAGCGUUAUGUGCUGAAUUAUCGAAGCAUUCCUUUGAUGUCCAAAAUCUCCGCGGGCAGGGGUACGACGGAGCAAGCAACAUGAAGGGGGAGUUUAAUGGAUUGCAAGCACUUUUCCUCAAAGAUUGUCCAUAUGCAUAUUAUGUCCAUUGUUACGCUCAUCGUUUGCAGCUUGCACUUGUUGCUGCAUCUAAGGAUGUUGUUCCUGUUAGCCAAUUCUUUCAGAAACUUCUAUUUAUCAUUAACACAGUCGACUCCUCUUCCAAACGACAUGAUGAGUUGCAUGAUGCCCAGAUUCUUGAGUUGGCACACUUGUUGGAUAUUGACCAAAUUGACACUGGUAAAGGGGCAAAUCAGAUCAGGGCACUAAAGCGGCCUGGAGACACAAGAUGGGGAUCUCACUUAGCUUCAGUUUCUAGUCUCAUGGAUAUGUUUAAAGUGGUUAGUUCAGUUCUGCAAACUAUUGGCUCUGAUGCAACAGCUGGGUCAAACCGUGCCGAUGGAGAUACUGCUUUCAACUACUUGACCUCUUAUGAGUUUGCAUUUGUCCUAUGUAUGAUGAGAGAAAUAUUGGGAAUCAGUGAAGCGCUCGGAAAAGCUUUACAAAAGAAAUCACAGGAUAUAGUAAAUGCAAUUCGUCUCGUGUCUUCCACUAAAGCUCUUCUAGAACAAAUGUGGUCAGAUAAUGGUUGGGAAUAUUUUUAUCUCCAGGUUGUUGAGUUUUGUGCAGAUCAUGGCAUUGAUGUUCCGGACAUGAAUGAAACAUACAUCCUACGUGGUGGUCGCGCUCGUCGCCAGCCUGACCAUUUCACUAAGGAGCGUUAUUUCCGAGUGGAAAUAUUUCGAGCAACAUUGGAUAGCCAGCUGACUGAAUUAAACCUGAAGUUCAAUGAGAAGGUGAUGGGUCUUUUGUCCAUAAGCGGAACUCUGAUUCCGAAACAUGGAUUUGCAUCCUUUAAUGCCAAAGACAUAUGCAAAAUGGUUGGAAAAUACUAUCCAGCGGAUUUUACACAACAAGAUAUGAUUGGAUUAGAGCACCAGUCGAAUCAUUUUGCUCAUGAUGCUUCCAACAGUGAAGACUUGAAGAAGAUUUCAACAUUGACCUCACUUUGUCGCUGCCUUGUUGUCACAGGACGUCACAUGAUCUAUAAUUUUCUUGAUAGAUUGAUUCGCUUGCUUAUUACUCUUCCGGUUUCGACCGCUAGUGCUGAGCGUGCAUUCUCUAGCUUGAAAAUUAUCAAGACAAGAGAUUGCGCAACAAGAUGGAAGAUAAUUAUCUUGCAAAUAGUUUGCUGGUACAAGUAGAACGAGAAAUUGCUGCACAAUAUAGCUAUGAAGAUAUCAUGGCGGACUUCAAGGCUCGCAAGAACAGGAGAGCAACUCUGUAGUUAGUAUCCAACUCCCAUAUCUAGAUUAGUUUGCUUGUAUUUUGGUAGAUCAUAUUUUGCUUUGGAGUAUUAAAUCUGAAUCACU
Messenger RNA from Lolium rigidum, 2615 nucleotides. RefSeq names its product zinc finger MYM-type protein 1-like. Bases 831 to 2447 code for a protein of 538 amino acids. The transcript has 2 exons. The record is from RefSeq and is a predicted model, not a curated record. Lineage: Eukaryota; Viridiplantae; Streptophyta; Magnoliopsida; Poales; Poaceae.